Macroventuria anomochaeta is the source of this 2419-nucleotide messenger RNA. RefSeq names its product serine/threonine-protein kinase-like protein psk1. The transcript is spliced from 2 exons. Gene Ontology annotation, biological process: protein phosphorylation. The record is from RefSeq and is a predicted model, not a curated record. Bases 201 to 1946 code for a protein of 581 amino acids. Gene Ontology annotation, molecular function: protein serine/threonine kinase activity; ATP binding. Lineage: Eukaryota; Fungi; Ascomycota; Dothideomycetes; Pleosporales; Didymellaceae.
UUUCCAUAUAUUGCCUCGACCAGCGGACUGAACAAGACCGACGCCUCUUUCGCCGCGCUGAUUCGCCGCUGUCUAGGGGAGGAGGGUCCACCGUGAGAGGUGGACGGUAAUAUUGGCUUAGUCCAGUACUGAGUUGGUUAGUCAACGUGCGACAUAAUCUACCAGAGCAAGCGCUCUAUUAUCAGCGAACCACUGCACACAUGGCGAUCUUCUCCUUCGACGAUGACGAUGCGCAAGCCGCGAAGAAGGAUGCGCAGCAGGGCGCAGAGCCUACGAUCAACGCGGACGAUGUCUUCGCAGCAGACAAAAUGGAUAUGGACUUGUCACAUGUGCCUCUCCAUGUGGGUACCCCACCUAUCACGAUCGCGUCCCCACUGCCCAAGCGCACGAUGCAGCCCAAUCUGAAAGCCAAGCAGCAAGGUCCAGACAAGCUGGACUUCAACUCGGUCAUGAAGAAUGCGCAGAAGAACAAGAAGAAGAAAAAGAAGGCCUUGGACGGCAUUGCGCCGGCUGCCAACAUUGCUCGUGGCUUUCACACCCCUGUCACGUCUGGUGGAGAAGAAUCGGACUUCUCUGCUGCUGCUACGCCGCGCUUUGGGCCCGCUGUCUCUGGUUUGCCCAGUGUUACCAGUAGCCCUGCGCUCAGGCCGAUUUCUUCUAUGGGAGGCAUCAGUAGCCUCAAGGCUCAGCUCGAGGCUCUGAACAUUGGCUCUCGAACGGACUCACCGUUGAAAUGCCCGCCCGCAAAGCAGGUCUUCUCUGGCAUGUCAAGCAACACUAGUAUUUCUGGGCUUGAUAGCACCAGCGACAGCGAUCGCACAGAGAUGGAGAGCUACGAGGUCAAUUUGGACGAAGACUUCAGCGUCGAUACGUUGUCGAAGACCUCUACCAUGCUCGGCAAUAACGUCAUGCGCAAGAUAAGCGCCGACGACUUCGAGCCCAUCAAGUGCCUUGGCAAAGGCAGUUAUGGUACUGUUCUACUCGUCCGACAGCUCAGCACUGGCCGCCUGUUUGCCCAGAAGACUUUCAAGAAGGCCUCUAUCACCGUGCAUAAAAAGUUGAUCGAGCAGACCAAGACCGAGCGCAACAUCCUAGAGAGCGUCAACAGGCACCCAUUCAUCGUCAAUUUCUACUACGCCUUUCAGGACCACGAGAAGCUCUACCUUAUCCUUGAAUACGCGCAGGGUGGCGAGCUGUUCCACCAUCUAGAGGCCGAACGUAUGUUUUCUGAGGACGUAGCAGCAUUCUACAUGGCUGAGAUGGUGCUUGCUCUUGACCACCUUCACCGCACGGUUGGCGUCAUUUAUCGCGAUCUGAAGCCCGAAAAUUGUCUUCUCGACCAUGAAGGACAUCUCCUUCUCACCGACUUUGGCCUGAGCAAGGUGACACUUGAUGAUGAGAGCCCUUGUCGAUCUAUUCUUGGUACCCCUGAGUACAUGGCUCCUGAAGUUAUCGAAGGCAAGGAGUACGGCGCUGCGGUGGACUGGUGGUCUCUGGGUGCUCUUGGUUUCGACUUGCUUACCGGGUCACCUCCCUUCACCGGCAACAACAACGCCAAGAUCCAGGAGAAGAUUCUCAAGCAAAAGUUAGCCUUGCCGUUCUAUCUCAGUGCCGAUGCAAAGGAUUUACUUACUCGUCUCCUGCGCAAGGACCCUAAGAAGCGUCUUGGGUACAACAUGACCAAGGACAUGCAAACAAUCAAGAACCACCGCUUCUUCCGCAAGAUCAAUUGGAAGCAGCUCCAAGCACGCGAGUUGGAGCCGCCGAUUCAGCCUCUCAUCACUGACCCUGAGCUGGCUGAGAAUUUCAACCAGGAGUUCACAGGCUUGCCGCUCAGCCCGGUGUUGACCAAGAACUUCUUGAGUGAGGCGCAGAGCAACCCUUUCGGUGGCUUCAGCUUCGUUGCCAGCCAGAGCUUGCUGGAUGAUGGAGACUGGGGUUACUGAAGAUGAUGAUGCUGGACUCUCUUGGUCCUUUCUCUGUCAGGCGCAUGUUGUUGACUCUCGAAUUCAUGCAUUGUUUCUCUCGAACUGUGCAUAGCCUUACUCGGCGCAGUAUUUCAUAGAUACAUGCUAAGCGCAUGCAUAAUGUCAAAGACUGCUGUUUGUUAUCAUGCCAGACACCAGAUGUGUCGCUCGUGUGCGGCUGAUGGUUUUGUGCAGGUGUCAACAAGGUCUUGCCGAUGCAAAGGCAGUUUGUCUCCCAGUUGGCCGUUCGCACUACCGCAGCUACGAUUUGUGAUUCGCAAAAACAGAAAAACGUAAAAACUUACGAUGACCUCGAUUACCACAGGGCCAAAAAGGAUUAUUUAUGGUCUGUACUGAACUAAAAAACGUGCCCAUUCUCGGAAUCGAACCGAGGAUCUUCUCAUAACGUAGAAGUAUACGAGUGAGACGCUGUACCACUAAGCCAAACGGGC